Molecule: messenger RNA, 2129 nt
Organism: Perognathus longimembris pacificus (Pacific pocket mouse)
Lineage: Eukaryota; Metazoa; Chordata; Mammalia; Rodentia; Heteromyidae
Gene: Parp3
Product: poly(ADP-ribose) polymerase family member 3
Exons: 11
Coding region: 367-1947 (526 amino acids)
Cellular component (GO): site of double-strand break
Molecular function (GO): NAD+ poly-ADP-ribosyltransferase activity
Source: RefSeq, a predicted model, not a curated record
CCCUAGAUCCCUUAAGUAGGUUAGGAAAAGGCGAUCUGACCCAGAAGUAGGGGGCCCCCCGGGAGCCCGCCGCUGCCCUCCCCCUGUGGCUGGCGUGACUCAGCCCGGGAAGCUUUGCCAGGUUCCCCGGCCAGCUGACAAAGGAGGGAGUGUCUGGAACCAGCCUGUGGGAGGGAUAGAGAGUCUCCUUUCACUUUUCCUCCCACUCCGGGGCACCCUGAAAAUCUCUUUUCUGGAUCAGAAUGGGCCCCACCCGAUCCACCCUGACCUAAGGCUUCUUGACUUGGAGAAAGGAGUGGAUCUGGGGCACCCAGCGGAGCCGGUUUGAGUUCCCAGGCUGGAAAAGGGGGACCAUCUAGGGACGCCAUGGCUCCAAAACGGAAGUGUCCGGUGCAGCCCGAGGACCUCAGGAAGAGAAAGAAGAAGGGGCAGCAGGGCGGUGGAGGGGAGGAAGACAACUUCGGCUCCCCCGCAGAGGAGCGCACAUGCCGCGUGGACCCCCUCUGCCCACUGAGCCAAAACCCUGACACCCAGGUACACGAGGACUAUGAUUGCACCUUGAACCAAACCAGCAUCGGGUGCAAUCAUAACAAGUUCUAUAUCAUCCAGUUGUUGACCAAGGGCAGUGGUUUCGUGUGCUGGAACCGCUGGGGCCGGGUGGGAGAGGUGGGCCAAUCCAAGAUCUCCCCCUUCGCCUGCCUGGAAGAUGCAAAGAAGGAUUUCGAGAGGAAAUUUCGGGAAAAGACCAAAAACAACUGGGCACAGCGAGACCGGUUUGUGGCCCGCCCUGGCAAGUACACACUUAUCGAAGUACAGGCAGACCGAGAGUCCCAGGAAGCGGUCGUGAAGGUGGACGGAGGCCCAGGGAAGAGCCUGGUGGUGUCCAAGCCCUGCUCCCUGGACCCCGCCACCCAGAAACUCAUCCUCAACAUCUUUAGCAAGGAUAUGUUCAAGAACGCCAUGACGCAGAUGCAUCUGGACGUGAAGAAGAUGCCCCUGGGGAAACUGAGCAAGCAGCAGAUUGCCAAGGGCUUCGAGGCCUUGGAGGCCCUAGAAGUGGCUUUGAAAGCCCCCCCUGCCCGCAGCCCCGGCCUGGAAGAGCUGUCCUCCCAUUUCUACACCAUCAUCCCCCACAACUUUGGCCGCCGCAGGCCUCCGUCCAUCGACUCCCUGGAGAUGGUGCAGGCCAAGAAGGACAUGUUGCUGGUGCUGGCAGACAUCGAGCUGGCCCAGGCCCUCCAGGCGGCCCCUGGGAAGGAGGAAGUGGGGGAGACACCGCCGCACCCCUUGGAUCAGAACUACCAGCUCCUCCGAUGCCAGCUGCAGCUGCUGGAGCCUGAGGAGCCCGAGUACAAGGUGAUACGGACCUACUUAGAACAGACCGGAAGCAGCCCCAGGUGCCCCGCUCUGAAGCAUGUCUGGAGGGUGGACCGAGAAGGGGAGAAGUGCAGGUUCCAGGCCCACGCCGCGCUGGGGAACCGGAGGCUGCUCUGGCACGGGACCCAGGUGGCGGUGGUGGCUGCGGUCCUCACCCAGGGGCUGCGCAUCAUGCCCCACUCGGGCGGCCGCGUGGGCCGGGGCAUCUACUUCGCCUCGGAGAACAGCAAGUCAGCCUCGUAUGUUUCUCCAGUGCGCUGUGGCACCCACCAAGUGGGUUACAUGUUUCUGGGCGAGGUGGCCCUAGGCAAAGAAUACCACAUCACCACGGAUGAGCCCGGCUUGAGACGCCCCCCGCCCGGCUUCGACAGUGUCAUUGCCAGAGGCCACACGGAACCUGAUCCAGCCCUGGACAUCGAGCUGCAGCUGGAUGGGCAGAAAGUGUCUGUGCCCCAGGGCCGGCCCCGGCCUUGCCCGGAGUUCAGCAGCUCCAGCUUCUCCCAGAGCGAGUACCUCAUCUACCGGGAGAGCCAGUGCUGCCUACGCUACCUGCUGGAAGUUCACCUCUGAACCGCCUGCCUGCCUUGCUGGGGACUGGAGUGACCGCGAAGAAUAUAACACGCGACAGGCCCAUUGUCAUCCACCUGUCAUCCCAGCUAGUCAGGGCACUGAGCGAGAGAAUCGCGUGAGCCCAGGAGUUCAAAGCCCCACAAAGACCCAUCUCAAUCAGUCAAUCAAUCAAUCAACCAAUC